CCAAUUCUUCCAUGUACGUACGUUGCCAUGGAUGGCCACGACUUCCAUCAGUUUUCUGGCUCCUGACCUUUUAUUAUGUUUGAUGUUUCCCACCCACUGAUCUAAUCCAAACAAAGCGUACGUCCUACAGAUUUCUAACAAGCCCUGCUGGAAAUUUUCUAGCUCUCUCUCUGGGGGGAGAUUGAGGAUUACCCAAAGGGAACCAUGGCUGGAACAUUUAGGAAGUGCCUGAUGCUAUGCUGUACAAGCAAGGUUUCGCAGAAAGAAGACAUGGCGACGGAGUCAUACGAGGAGGCCAUUGCAAAACUCACGAACCUUCUCAGUGACAAAGCUGACCUCGAGGGCAUCGCCGCCGCAAAGAUCAAACAGAUAACGGCCGAGUUGGAGGCGACCGAUUCGAUGCCGUCAGAUCCGGUCGAGAGGAUCAAAAGCGGGUUCCUCCACUUCAAGAAACAGAAUUUCGAACAGAAUCCUGUACUGUACGGUGAACUUGCCAAAACACAGAAGCCCAAGUUUAUGGUAUUUGCAUGCUCAGACUCCCGUGUUUGCCCCUCCCAUAUCCUGAAUUUCCAACCGGGGGAAGCCUUUAUGGUACGAAACAUUGCCAAUAUGGUCCCGCCAUACGACAAGAACAAAUACUCAGGCGCGGGAGCGGCCAUUGAAUAUGCAGUUUUGCAUCUGAAGGUGGAAAAUAUUUUGGUAAUUGGACACAGCUGUUGUGGUGGUAUAAAGGGACUCAUGAAUAUCCCGGACGAUGGGACCACGGCCAGUGAAUUCAUUGAGCAAUGGGUCCAAAUCUGCUCGCCUGCAAAGGCCAAGAUCAAGACAGAUCACAGUGAGUUGAGCUUCACGGAGCAGUGCACCAACUGCGAGAAGGAGGCUGUGAAUGUGUCACUGGGAAACUUACUGACGUAUCCGUUUGUGAAAGAUGCUGUGGGGAAGAAAACAUUAGCUCUCAAGGGUGCACAUUACGAUUUUGUCAAUGGAACGUUUAAGCUCUGGGAUCUUGAGUCCAAAAUUUCACUCUUUUUGUCGGAAUGAGCAUCUGCCAUUGUCGUCCUGGUCUCGUAAAGCUUUUUUUGUUUUCCGACCGUGCGUACUGUGUAUAUGUUGUCAUAAAUAACGUUUGGACACAUAUUGCAGUAGUCCAUGAAAUAACACUUGGAAAUAAAUUAUAUAAUAUUAUGGUA
Molecule: messenger RNA, 1190 nt
Organism: Corylus avellana
Lineage: Eukaryota; Viridiplantae; Streptophyta; Magnoliopsida; Fagales; Betulaceae
Product: carbonic anhydrase 2
Biological process (GO): carbon utilization
Molecular function (GO): zinc ion binding; carbonate dehydratase activity
Source: RefSeq, a predicted model, not a curated record